Messenger RNA from Chenopodium quinoa (quinoa), 918 nucleotides. RefSeq names its product maintenance of telomere capping protein 1-like. The coding region runs from base 1 to 918 and encodes 305 amino acids. Lineage: Eukaryota; Viridiplantae; Streptophyta; Magnoliopsida; Caryophyllales; Amaranthaceae. The transcript has a single exon. The record is from RefSeq and is a predicted model, not a curated record.
AUGGUGAUUAUUGCUGAAUUUAUUUCCUCAAAAGAAUCACAACACUCUGAAAACACUAUUCAAGAAGAAACUUCUCCCUUAGCCAUUGUAAACUACAAAUCAUCUUCUAUGUCAAACAAAACUCCCGAAAACCCUAGGAAAUCUCCUCCAAAACCAAAAGAAGUUGAAAGUAAAAGCGAUCAAGGAGAUUCCUCUGUUUCAAGCAUUCUUCAACGACUAAAAGAGUGGAAAGAAAAGAAAAAAAGUGAAAAAUCUCUUGAAGAGCAAAUUGAGGAAGUUGACGAGUUUGCUCAAGGGAAAAACUCAAACGAGACAACAAAGGAGAACAAAGUAGAAGAAGAGAUGAGUGAGGGAGAAGAAGAAGAUAAAGAGGAGGAGAACAAUUCAGAAAAGGAAGAAUCUGAAAAGGAAGAUGAAGAAGAGGAAGUGACUGAUCAAGCGGAACUUGAGUCACAGGCUGGAAGGUAUGUAGUUGGUCAUCGCAUUGAUGUUGUUUGGUGUAGUAAAGCAAGAUUUCUCGAAUUUCUUGAUUUAAAUAAGUUUCAAGGUUGGGAAUUUCUGUUGUCAAGAGUGUCAGCAAAUUAUAUGUACCCUGUAGCUAUGACUGAAUUUUGCCAAAACUUUCAAGCAAAAUUAGGGAUAAUUUCAAGUGUCGUUAAUGGAGUAAAAAUCGAAUUGAACAUUGAAACCCUUGGUAAAAUUCUGAAAACUCCUACUGAGGGGUAUGACACUUAUAUUAAGGGAAAGGGAAGUGUAAAUGUAGGUAGAUAUUUGACUGGUGAUAUUGUUGAGGCCUUAGGUGGUCAGAGAGGGAAGAAGGUCAUGAGUCAUAAUGAUCUUAGUCCCUUAAACAAGUUGUUGUUUAAUUUGGUAAAGAAGACUAUUCUGCCUAGGACUGCUAAAAAGGGGGAAGCAUGA